Molecule: messenger RNA, 3285 nt
Organism: Capsaspora owczarzaki ATCC 30864
Lineage: Eukaryota; Filasterea; Ministeriida; Capsasporidae
Exons: 5
Coding region: 30-3167 (1045 amino acids)
Cellular component (GO): cytosol; intracellular membrane-bounded organelle; membrane
Molecular function (GO): sterol binding; protein binding
Source: RefSeq, a predicted model, not a curated record
CAUUUUUAUUUUUCUCCUUUGUUGUUGCAAUGGCGUCCGAGCAAGCCGCUUCCACUGAUGGAAGCCACUCGUACGGCCAACAGCUGCUCGCAGGCGCCAGAAGCAACAAUGUGGAGCUCGUGCGCAUGCUACUACAACGCCCAGGCAUCGACGUCAACGUCCGAGGUCAAGGGAUGGGCACCGGUGGCCUCACGCCGCUGCAGAUGGCAUCCUUCUUUGGGCACACUGCUGUCGUGGACCUGUUGCUGCAGAACGGGGCCGACCCAAACCUGCAAGACAAGGAGGGCGAGACGCCGUUGCAUCGCGCGGCCAUGUCGGAUCGCCGCGAGAUUCUUCAGCUGCUGCUCAAGCAUAACGCCGAUGUCACCAUUCGAAACGGAAUGGGCAUGACUGCCCAGGCUCUGGCGCGCAACGAAGACGUUCGCCGUCUGCUUCGAGCGGCGGACGACGCGCAACGCCUCGAUAUUGAAACAAAGUUCCUGACGGCGGCUCGCGACGGAAACACAACGCUGGUGGCCCACCUGAUCGACGGCACCUCUCCGCCCAACCUGAACUGCCGCGACCGAAACGGCAACACGGCGCUUCACUGCGCCGCCAACCGAGGGCACAAGGCCAUUGUCAUUCUUCUGCUGCAGCAUGGCGUUGACACGGCCAUUCUGAACAACCAACAGAAGACGGCGCAGCUCCUGGCGAAAGACGAUCAAACGCGCGACCUUUUGCUUGUGUCGCCGGUCUCUGCGCGGCACCGCCUGGAAUCUGCCCGCAUUGAAGGCGCCCUCUCAAAAUCCUCCUUCCGCGGGUGGAAGCUGCGCUGGUUUGUGCUGGACAACUGCACACUUUCGUACUACAAUUCGGCAUCCGAGGCGCGCAGCGGCAAAGGUCGCGUCCUUGACUCUGUGCAUCUUGGAACGGCGGUGGUUUCACCUGACGCAUCCGACCCGCUCGUGUUUCGCAUCAAAGGCAACUCCUGGGCCUACCAACUGCGGACUGAGAAGGCGGACGAUCGUCUGCGGUGGCUGACGGACAUGCGGGACCAGCAGACCUACUUUAGCCUAGCCGUGCCCGUCACCGAAUCGUCGGUGCAGCAGUCAAGCUCACGCGCGUCUUCCCAACCCUUGCCCUUCUCUGGCCGCUUGAAAUCCGACUUGGACGAUGCGACACUUCCCCGCCUCGGUCCGCUGGCAGAGUCGUUGGAAGCGGCUGCGCGAGAUCGAGAGGCGCUCGAGAAGCAACUCGAUGGUGUCGAGACCGCUGUUGAUGCUGCAGCCCAACAGGUCGCAGCUCUGAGCAAGUCGUCCCCCAUGCAAGGCGCUGCGGCGGAGGUGGUCAAGAACGCCGACGACAUUGUCAGGACGCUCAAGCAAUCGCGCGAAACGAGCCGUGCCCUCUGGCGGACGUUGUCCCAUUGCUUGAAUAUCAUGUCUCACCAUGAGCAUGUCUGGACCAAGCGAUUCGAGCUUGAGAAAGAACGGCGGCGUGUGCUCGAAGAGAGCAUUAGCAAGCUGGCUGCCGAGCACGACCAGCUGGAGCGCAGCGUCAUUUCCAUCUCUUCGCGUCGCUCGAGUCAUCUCGAUUUGGCCAGUAUGGGUGAAAAUGAGUGCUUUUUCGACGCCAGUGAUGGUGAUUUCGACGAGCAUGGCUUGCCCGUCGAUUCGGACGAUGACGACGCCUUUACUGACUCUGCGUACGAAAGCAACGCGCCACCUCAUGCUCGGGUGGCAACCGCAGCAGCAGCAAAGCUGUCAUCCUCCGCUGCAGCUUCCUCUGCUUCUCUCAGCUCCACUGACAGCUCGAGCACGUUGCCAGCCGGCACGUUUGGCGAAAAUGCCCUCGCAACUUCUCGUACGUCUGUGGUGAAUGGCAAGCGUGUCCACCGCACGACCCUCGCUCAGUACAUGGUGGAUCGCAAGAAUGUGAGCCUGUGGGCCUUCCUCAAGCAGUGCAUGGGAAAGGACUUGUCCAAAAUCACCAUGCCCGUCCUCUUCAACGAGCCCGUGUCCUUCUUGCAGCGCCUGUGUGAAGAUUUGGAGUACGCCUCCCUUCUGGACACUGCCGCGCAGCAUCCCGACCCGCUGAUGCGCAUUCAGUACGUGAUGGCGUUUGCCGCCAGUGGCUAUGCUGCGACCGCCAACCGCCUCGGCAAGCCAUUCAACCCGCUGCUCGGCGAGACGUUUGAGCUUGAGCGCGACCUCGAGAAUGGCAGUGUGAUGCGCGCAUUGUGCGAGCAAGUCUCCCACCACCCUCCGAUCUCUGCGUUGGUUUGCGAAUCCCCGCACUUUGUCUUCCACGAGUACAAUGACGUGCGCAUCAAGUUCUGGGGCAAGAGCAUUGAGAUUGUUCCUACAGGCAACGAGCAUGUGCGACUUCGGAUUGGCGACUCUGGCAGCGAAGACGAGGAGUUUACCUGGUCCAAGGUCACAACGUGCGUGCACAACAUUAUCGUUGGCAAGCUGUGGCUCGAUCAGUAUGGGAAAAUGGAGAUGGUCAAUCACACAAACAACGUUCGCUGCGUGCUCGAGUUCAAGCCCCGCUCGCUGUGGUUUUCUCCCAACUCUGGAUGCGAGCUGGAAGGCUACGUUCUGGAUGCGGCGGGCAAUCGCACGCACUUGCUUGCCGGCUGGUGGAAUGACUCGCUGUAUUCCAUCUCUCUCAAGGACUACUACGCGUCCCCUGCCGGAGCGGCUGCAGCUGCAGCUGCGGCAACGGGCUCGAAAAAGAAGGCUGUCGCGCCCACCAUCGCCGCCGAAGCCCUGCGCGUCCAUCCCGCUGCCAAGCGCCUGUGGGUUCGCAACCCUCUGCCCGAGAUUAGCUCCAAGAUGUACAACAUGACGACGUAUGCAAUGGCCUUGAACGAGGUGGACUCGGAGCUUGCCAAGUCUGUGGCUCCGACCGACUCGCGCCUCCGUCCCGAUCAACGCGCCCUCGAGAACGGCUUGGUCGACCUCGCCAGCUCCGAGAAGAACCGCCUGGAAGAGAAGCAGCGUCUGACUCGCAAGGUGCGUGCGCGCCAAAACCAGGAGCACGUCCCGAUGUGGUUUACCGAGCGCGAGGACGCCUACAACGGCAUGAACGGCUGGCUGUAUCGCGGUGGCUACUGGGAAGCCCGCGAGAAGGGUCAAUUCGAUGCUUGUCCCGAUAUUUACGGCGAUGCCCCUCAGAGUGGAUGAGCAGUGACAUAUUUUUUUCAAACAAUCUGUUGGUUUAGACUUUUUUUUUGUGUGUGUGUGUGUCUGUGUGUGUUUUUUGUUCGUUUGUACGCUGGAGGAGCCAAUACAUUGUAUGUAC